CAGUUUACGACAGCGCCGAUGGUGUUUGCGGCGCCGGCCGGUGCGCGCGCAUCUUUCCUCCCUUUUUACCGGGUUCCUCGGAGGGCACCCGGGUGCGCGGUCUCCGGCCCGGACCAUCUCUCGCCAUCGGGGCCGGCGGAGGCCUUUACAGGUUUUAGAAGAUGGCAAAGUUCAUGACACCCGUGAUCCAGGACAACCCAUCAGGCUGGGGUCCAUGUGCGGUGCCCGAGCAGUUUCGGGAUAUGCCCUACCAGCCAUUCAGCAAAGGAGAUCGGCUAGGAAAGGUUGCAGACUGGACAGGUGCCACAUACCAAGAUAAGAGGUACACGAAUAAGUACUCCUCUCAGUUUGGUGGUGGAAGUCAGUAUGCUUAUUUCCAUGAAGAGGAUGAAACUAGUUUCCAACUGGUGGACACAGCACGCACACAGAAGACUGCCUACCAGCGGAAUCGGAUGCGAUUUGCACAGCGGAACCUCCGCAGAGACAAAGAUCGACGGAAUAUGUUGCAGUUCAACCUGCAGACCUUGCCUAAGAGUGCCAAGCAGAAAGAGAGAGAGCGCAUACGGCUGCAGAAAAAAUUCCAGAAACAAUUCGGAGUGAGGCAGAAGUGGGACCAGAAGUCACAGAAACCCCGAGACUCUUCAGUUGAAGUCCGUAGUGACUGGGAGGUAAAAGAAGAAAUGGACUUUCCUCAGUUAAUGAAGAUGCGCUACUUGGAAGUAUCAGAGCCACAGGACAUCGAGUGUUGUGGUGCCCUGGAGUACUACGAUAAAGCCUUCGACCGCAUCACCACGAGGAGCGAGAAGCCGCUGCGGAGCAUCAAGCGCAUCUUCCACACUGUCACCACCACAGAUGACCCUGUCAUCCGAAAGCUGGCAAAAACCCAGGGUAAUGUGUUUGCCACUGAUGCCAUUCUGGCCACACUGAUGAGUUGCACCCGCUCCGUGUAUUCCUGGGACAUUGUUGUGCAAAGAGUUGGGUCCAAGCUCUUCUUUGAUAAAAGGGACAACUCUGAUUUUGACCUCCUGACAGUGAGUGAGACUGCCAAUGAGCCCCCACAAGAUGAAGGCAAUUCCUUCAAUUCACCCCGCAACUUGGCCAUGGAAGCAACCUACAUCAAUCACAACUUCUCCCAGCAGUGCUUGAGAAUGGGGAAGGAAAGAUACAACUUCCCUAACCCAAACCCAUUUGUGGAGGACGACAUGGACAAGAACGAAGUCGCCUCUGUCGCCUAUCGGUACCGCAGGUGGAAACUUGGAGACGACAUUGACCUUAUUGUGCGCUGUGAACACGAUGGUGUCAUGACUGGAGCCAACGGGGAAGUGUCCUUCAUCAACAUCAAGACACUCAACGAGUGGGAUUCCAGGCACUGUAACGGCGUUGACUGGCGUCAGAAGCUGGACUCUCAGCGAGGGGCUGUCAUUGCCACUGAGCUGAAAAACAACAGCUACAAGUUGGCCCGAUGGACCUGCUGUGCUCUGCUGGCCGGAUCUGAGUAUCUCAAGCUUGGUUAUGUGUCCCGGUACCACGUGAAAGAUUCCUCACGCCAUGUCAUCCUGGGCACCCAGCAGUUCAAGCCCAAUGAGUUUGCCAGCCAGAUCAACCUGAGUGUGGAGAACGCCUGGGGCAUCCUGCGCUGCGUCAUUGACAUCUGCAUGAAACUCGAGGAGGGCAAGUACCUCAUCCUCAAGGACCCCAACAAGCAGGUCAUCCGCGUCUACAGCCUGCCUGAUGGCACAUUCAGCUCUGAUGAGGAUGACGAGGAUGAAGAGGAGGAGGAGGAAGAGGAGGAAGAGGAAGAAACUUAAACCGGAUGGUGACGUGGAGCUGGAGUUUGUGAUUCCACUGAGCUUAGAAGGCUUUGGAUGCCCAGUGGAAUGCUUGUCUGAUUAUUGUUGAGGUUUGAAGGUGGAAUAAAGUCUAACCAUUUAGUCUCCUA
Messenger RNA from Canis lupus familiaris (dog), 1939 nucleotides. RefSeq names its product eukaryotic translation initiation factor 3 subunit D (gene EIF3D). The transcript has 15 exons. The record is from RefSeq and is a predicted model, not a curated record. NCBI's taxonomy places the organism in Eukaryota, Metazoa, Chordata, Mammalia, Carnivora, Canidae. Gene Ontology annotation, biological process: translational initiation. Gene Ontology annotation, cellular component: cytoplasm; eukaryotic translation initiation factor 3 complex. Gene Ontology annotation, molecular function: translation initiation factor activity. The coding region runs from base 162 to 1808 and encodes 548 amino acids.